Asparagus officinalis (garden asparagus) is the source of this 3398-nucleotide messenger RNA. RefSeq names its product CCR4-NOT transcription complex subunit 3-like. Gene Ontology annotation, cellular component: CCR4-NOT core complex; P-body; nucleus. The coding region runs from base 643 to 3012 and encodes 789 amino acids. Gene Ontology annotation, biological process: nuclear-transcribed mRNA poly(A) tail shortening; regulation of DNA-templated transcription. NCBI's taxonomy places the organism in Eukaryota, Viridiplantae, Streptophyta, Magnoliopsida, Asparagales, Asparagaceae. The transcript is spliced from 15 exons. The record is from RefSeq and is a predicted model, not a curated record.
UUUUGCCUCUGGUUUGACGUUUUAUUAGGGUUUUAGUGCUUGUAACUUAAAUUUGGAGGCAUCUCCCUGCAUUCAUGAGGUAGAGGGUUACCUGCAAUUUAUUCUUCCAAAAAGACCAAUGCAGCGGUGUUAAAUGCUAUGAAAAUAGUUUGGGGGGUGAUAAGUGCUACUAAAGAUGUGCAAUUUAUGAUUUUGUUAAAGAGGGAGUGAACUUUAUAUUUGUAACUGCUGCAUUAGGCCAUCAGUUUCUUGAAGGAAAGGAGGAGUUAAGUAGAAGUUUGUUCACAGAACAAGAGUGCAAGAAAUGAAGUAGUUUUUGAGUAGGUGAUAUGAAAUAGUAGUUAAAGGAUGAGUUGUUAGUUGGAUUUUAGUUUGAUCAAUUGGCUUUGGUGGAGAUUGGGUUGCAACAACAUGAACAACAAUCUUUGUCACAUUUUUUGAGUCGCAGCUACAUGAACCAUCAAGGCCAUGCCGCCACACCCUCUGUUGAAUUAGCAACUAUCAUUUGGUGCGGUUUGGGACAAAUUGUUUUAUUGCAUUCUGGAUCUUACACUCAUGUUGAUGCCAUGGUCUUAAUCUUAUAGACCAUCUUUUUGAUUAGUGUUUAUAGUGGACAUGCUACUCUGAAAACUGAAGGCUCUCAUGGAUGCUCGGAAGCUUAUUGAGCGUGAAAUGGAAAGAUUUAAAAUAUGUGAGAAGGAGACAAAAACUAAAGCUUUCUCCAAAGAAGGGCUUGGCCAACAACCCAAAACUGAUCCAAAAGAGAAGGCUAAAUCCGAGACAAGAGACUGGUUAAACAAUGCGGUUGGAGAUUUGGAGAGCCAAAUUGAUAAUUUUGAAGCUGAAGUGGAAGGAUUUUCCGUAAAGAAAGGAAAAAUGAAAAAUCCUCGGCUGACGCAUCUAGAGACAUCCAUUGGUCGUCACAAAGCUCACAUAAUGAAGCUGGAGUUGAUUUUGAGGCUGUUGGAUAAUGAUGAAUUGAGUCCUGAUCAGGUUAAUGACCUUAAAGAAUUUCUUGAAGAUUACGUGGAGUGCAACCAGGACGAUUUCGAAAGAUUUGGCGAUGUUGACGGAUUUUACAGCUCUUUACCACUAGAAGUGGAAGCACUUGAAGAUCUGGUCACUAUUCCUUCUGGACUUACUAAGGCGGCUUUGUCAUUAGCCAGUCAGCAAAAUACUGAUCAAGAUCAAAGUGAAGAAACAGCUUCUCAGGACAGUAAUUCAGACAUCGCUCUGAAAACUCCACCCUCUAAAACUGGUUCUAUGGGGUCUUUGGUAUCAACAACUUCCCCCAGCCUUGGUCCUGGAAUGCCAACAGGACCUAGCCCAGCUACUGCACCUAGUGCUUCUGCUCGACCGAUAGUUGGGCCUAGCAUGGCUGCAAUACUUUCCAGUCCAGUAGAUGUUCGAGGUGUCAUGGAAAGCCCAAUUGCUGCGUCUCAGUCACUUGUAAACUCAAAUUCAGUCAAGGAAGAUGAUGACAGUACCUUCCCUGGCCGCAGACCAUCUCCAGCUAUACCUGAAAUUGCACUUGGGAGAGGCAUUAGCAGCGGGGUAUCUAAUCAAGCAGCUGUCACUGCCUCCAGUUCCAUGAGCCCACUCAAUGGGAUUUCUGGCUAUGGAGAUCUUGGUUCAGUUCCUGCAGUAUCUGACAUGAGUAAACGAGAGAUGUUGAGUGUUGAUGAAAUAAUGGGAAAUGGUGAUCUUACUCCAUCUUUGGCUUCUCCUUUAAGUAAUAGAGCGCAGCAGGUCUCCAAAAGUAAUGAUGUGACGAGUUCAAAUGGUACUAGUAAUGUUGGAGCGAGUCCAGCUAUUAGUGGAAGACUUUUUUCACCCUCCAUUACUACUGGAGUUCAGUGGAGGCCUCAAAAUUCAGCUGUAUUUGAGAAUCCAAACGAGAUGGGUCAAUUUCAUGGAAGACCUGAGAUUUCUCCUGAUCAGAGGGAAAAGUUUCUGCAGAGAUUGCAACAAGUGCAACAACAAGGUCAUAAUACUCUUAUUAAUGUUCCUCAUCUCUCAGGAGCAAACCCCAAGCAGUUCUCUAUGCAGCAACAGGGCUCACUUUUACAACAGUUUAAUUCUCAAUCUUCAUCACUGUCACCUCAAUUGGGACUGGGACUUAAUAUACAAUCACCGGGCCUCAGUUCUGUUUCAUCUGCACAGCUACAACCCCCCAUACAUCAACAAUCAUCUCAGCCUUCACUGAUCUCAACUGCACCUAAAGACUCAGAUGUAGGACACUCCAAAGGAGAUGAGCAGCAGCAGCAGAAUUUUACCAAUCAUUUGAAUGUGGAAUCUAAAACGAAUUCCACUCUUAGCAAGAUCGUAAGUGAUGAAGGUUUGAAGUCGCCAUACAAGGCUGCAUGUUCUUCCACUUUGGCAGAAAGUAACCAAUUUUCAAAUAACUCUGAUCUCUUACCUGGGCAGCCAUUGCAACCAACUCAGUCUUCGGCUAGCCAUGGUGUUAUUGGACGAAGAAGUGUCCCAGACGUAGGUGCCAAUAACUUUACCGCCUCAGCUGGGAAUACCAGCAUUAUGCAUGAUCAGACAUACAACAUGCAGAUGCUGGAUGCUGCAUUUUACAAACUUCCUCAUCCCAGGGACUCAGAACGUGCAAAGAACUAUAUUCCAAGGCAUCCUGUCGUAACUCCUCCAAGCUUUCCUCAAACUCAGGUGGGCAUUGUUGAAAAUCCUGCCUUCUGGGAAAGAAUGAGCAUUGAGCAGUUGGGCACUGACACCUUGUUCUUUGCAUUUUAUUAUCAACAGAAUACUUACCAGCAAUAUUUGGCUGCAAGAGAACUAAAAAGGUACUCAUGGAGGUAUCACAGGAAAUAUAACACAUGGUUUCAACGGCAUGCAGAACCAAAUGUUACUAAUGAUGAAUACGAAAAAGGAACAUAUGUCUACUUUGAUUUUCAUAUUGCAGAUGAACCACAGAAUGGAUGGUGCCAAAGGAUAAAAAAUGAAUUCACGUUCGAAUACAAUUAUCUUGAGGAUGAGCUUGUGGAAUAGAUAUGAAGCACAUGAUAUUUGUGCAUCAAUGACUGGUCGAUAACAGGUCAGGAUGAGUCAAAUCGGCAUACCUGGCAAACCAGCUUUUGGAAGCUGUAAAUCAUCCCCUUUCCAAAUUCUGGCGACACUUCACCAAUUGUAAAUUUAUAUAACCGCUAAGUUAUCAUCCAUUUUCCAUGUUUAACUGAUGUCGGCCAGUGAAAUAAGCAGAAUAAUUGAUAACUAAUUUUCUUGACCAUAUUGAAUAAUCUUAUUGGACUGUUCCAUUGAAUUAUUCGGAUGUUAAAUUUUUAGAAAUCCGACUAACUUAAUGAUGUAGGUGAACGCUUCUGGAUAUAAUGUUUAUGUAUGAUAUUUAAACAUUUCACUUUAACCUGUUUAUCAAA